AUGACGCGGCCUCUCAACUGGCUCCUGACACCAAUACCUAUUCUCAAAUUAUGUCAAACGGCCUCCCUUCUUCUUGCUACUUGCCUCUUUCUCUUCACAUUCAUCAGAGUUCGACGAGUCGGAAUCAACUGA
This is a messenger RNA of Haemonchus placei, 132 nucleotides long. NCBI's taxonomy places the organism in Eukaryota, Metazoa, Nematoda, Chromadorea, Rhabditida, Trichostrongylidae. The record is from the annotation of a GenBank genome assembly.